This is a messenger RNA of Juglans regia (Persian walnut), 2451 nucleotides long. RefSeq lists its product as uncharacterized. The transcript has a single exon. The coding region runs from base 163 to 2109 and encodes 648 amino acids. Lineage: Eukaryota; Viridiplantae; Streptophyta; Magnoliopsida; Fagales; Juglandaceae. The record is from RefSeq and is a predicted model, not a curated record.
GAGGAAAGGGGAGAGAAAAGAGACCUUUGAAAAAAUGUCAGAGACAAAACUGAACACAAACAUUUGGAGGACAUACUCAAGAGCCUCGUUCUCUUUCUAAUCUCUGUCAUCACUUUGCUCUCCUUUUUCCCUCCCGACGCUCCCCGUCCUGCCCAUCCUUCCAUGAAUCCCAGCAAAACCGAACACCACCUCUUCUCUCCCCACCACCAGCUCAACCCCCAUGAUCUGGACCCCCCACCACCACAACCCUCCCAGAUCCUCGAUUCCUUGCCGUCCAUUCCCCGCGUUUCCGAAGACGACCCCACUUUCUCCCUCCCCGAAAUCGUCCUUUUCUGCUCCUCUUCUUCUCCUUCAUCCUCCUCUUCGUCCUCGCAGAGCCACUGCUCCUCCGAGUCGCCCUCCAACUCGCGUCACUCGCCGAUACAUCCUGCUCCGGGCCCCACGUCAGCCCCUGUUCCCAAGCUCCACAUCAGCCCCGAGCCCCACAUAUCGUCCCAGUUCUACACCUUCAAUGCGCAGUCCCACUCUCUGAUGAUCCGCUGCCUCCUGGAGCACCGACUCGCCACUCCGGCCGAGAUCCGGGCAGCCACGCCUCGCCCCGUCCUCAAGUCCUGGCGUGCCGUCUGGAAGGACCGUAACGAGGACACCGCCUUCCUCACAGCCUGGAAGCGCAUCCAGGAUAAGCUCUCCGCCCACGUCGACCCCACCAACGGUAACCAAUUCCUUUGCUUCAAAAACAAUUCCCAGCAAUUCGUUUCCCAUAUUAACCAGUGGCAAGAUAUCGUUAUGACUUCCCACUCCGAUACCGAUAUCAAACACCUGGGGCUUAAAGACACCAUUGAGAGAAUUAAGCAGGCUUGGACCGUUGGUGCCAAAUUUUACGGCAUCCCGGAGAGUUACAUUAGGGUUUGUGUCGCUGCGUGCCCUUUGUGCUCUGCGGCAUCAUCGGGGGGCUCCUCCGCUGCUGCGCGAACCAAGCGACGUAGGUUUGAGUACACCGAGUCCUUUGAUGUGCCUGCAAAUGAAGUGCCCAAUAAGCUUCAGCAAUUGGCUUCCAAGCAUAAAGUUGUACUCUGCAUUAGGCAGAAGUAUAUAAGGUAUAAGCCGUUUAUGGCGGAGGUGAAGGAUUAUGCUUGUCAUAGGGCAGGGGAGCCUGCCACGAAGAAGUCAAAGGUUUUGAAGAGGGAGCCGUAUGCAUCCAAGCGUUGCGGGUGCGGCUUUCGGAUUAGGGCAAUUGUGCCAAUUGCUAAUUAUAAUGAGAAGGAUAAGACUUUUGUGUAUCAGGAAGAGGGGAUGGCGGUAUUUAAGUUGUAUGCUGUGCAUACAGGGCAUGAGCCGGGGCCGCUGGAUGGGAAUGCGAGGAUAAUGCAUAGGUUUGUGGGGCAUAAAGGUGCGUUUUUGAUGGACCAGGAAACAGUUUACGGGGUUAGUGAGGAAAUGGAUGGGUUUGGGUUGGUGGGGAAGGAUGAUGGGGAUAUGCAACUUUCAGUUUUGCAGCAGUUGCAGGAAUUGAGAACCGAGGUUGGGCUGUUAGAAGGGAAAAUUGCAAAACUUCCGCACGAGUUAUUGGGUUUGGUAUCUCAGGAAUUGUGUGAGAUUGUUAAUAAAGUUAGAGCCGUUGGGGAAGAGAGUUUGAGAGCAAUUGGGGUGAUCUCUCACAAGCCACAUUCAGAUGAUGUGCUGGUUGGUGAGAAUGAUCUAGCGCAUUGGAGUGAUCAUCACCAUGAGCGGAUUUAUGGUGAUAGCAAGGGCACGGAUUUGCUCGAGGAUGAUGAAGACAGUUUUGGGGGGGCUCUUGGCGAUGUUGUUCCUUGGGACCAGAUGAGGGAAGAUUGUCGGAGUCAUAAGGAUCUAAUAGGCGAGCAUUGUAAGCCUGAAAAGUGGUUAAAAUGCAGUGACUUUGAUGAGAAAAGUAUUCUUGAUUGUGAAGAUACUAAACUAACCAAGCCCAUUAGAAACGAUGAGGCUAUAGUCACAGAUGUAGGUCUUGUUGGCAUACAGGUUGAUAGUUUCUACCAAGAGAAUCAUAAAUGGUAUGAUUCUCCUUGUGGGUUGGACAGCAAUGCAGAUUGCGAGGAUAGUGGAUUUGGGCAUGACGAGAUUUUGUAGUCUUCAACAGCAUGGUCAAUCUACUCUAACUUAGUCGUGGUUUUUUGUAGUAGCCAUUCAUCCCUUCUCACUGCCAGAAGUGGGUUGUACAUUAAUGUAUACAGAAGACUUGACACUGGAGCCGCUCACAUGCUUUCUAGUUGUCUUCGCUGCGUGUGGUUCUGUAAAGUAGAGCUGAUUUGGGCUUCUCUGCACAUAUUUGUCUUAAUUAUUCGAUAAUUAUGUUCUUUGCCUUAAAAUUUUUGCUUGGUUUUAUUUAUGAUGCAAAUUAGUGACUAUUACGAUCUGUUUUUCUUCUUUGGAAUUCUUGUAUAUAUUACAUGUCUUCUCUGGCUUCCACUA